GGCGCACUAUGGAGGGACGAGGCCUCCCUCGCGGAAUCGCGCAUCUGCGCAGUCGGUGUUUAUUGUGACCGACGGGCCGCGGCCCCGGAUGUUGUGGCUCCCGGGGGGGAGAUGGCGGAGGCAGAGGGGGUGGCCGCGGCCCCAGGCCCAGCUUCGGGGCCUACUUUGAGGGGUCGCCGCACUAUGUCAGGCUCCUGGGAGCGAGACCAGCAGGUUGAGGCGGCGCAGCGGGCCCUGGUGGAGGUGCUGGGGCCUUACGAGCCUCUGCUGAGCCGGGUGCAGGCAGCCCUGGUGUGGGAGCGGCCAGCCAGGAGCGCCCUGUGGUGCCUGGGGCUGAACGCGGCUUUCUGGUUCUUUGCACUGACAUCCCUUCGUCUUGUAUUUUUACUUGCGUUCAGCUCAAUGAUCAUUGUGUGUAUAGAUCAAUGGAAGAACAAAAUCUGGCCUGAAAUAAAAGUGCCAAGACCCGACGCAUUAGACAAUGAGAGCUGGGGCUUUGUGCACCCUCGGUUGCUCAGCGUGCCCGAGCUCUGCCACCACGUAGCUGAAGUCUGGGUUAGUGGGACCAUUUUCAUAAGGAAUCUUUUGCUUUUCAAAAAGCAAAACCCAGGCAAGUUCUGCUUGCUGAGCUGUGGGAUACUGACCUUUUUGGCCGUUUUGGGCCGCUACAUCCCUGGGCUCCUGCUGUCCUACUUAAUACUUGUCACUGUCAUGAUGUGGCCCCUUGCUGUGUACCACCGACUGUGGGAUCGAGCAUAUGUACGGCUGAAGCCAGCUCUGCAGCGGCUAGAUUUCAGUGUCCGUGGCUACAUGAUGUCGAAGCAGAGAGAGAGACAAUUGCGCCGCAGAGCCCUACACCCAGAGCGUGCAAUGGACAACCACAGUGACAGCGAAGAGGAGCUUGCUGCUUUCUGUCCUCAGCUGGAUGAUUCUACUGUUGCCAGGGAAUUGGCCAUCACAGACUCCGAGCACUCGGAUGCUGAGGUCUCCUGUACAGACAAUGGCACAUUCAAUCUUUCACGGGGCCAGACACCUCUAACAGAAGGCUCUGAAGACCUAGAUGGUCACAGUGAUCCAGAAGAAUCCUUUGCCAGAGACCUUCCAGACUUCCCUUCCAUUAAUGUGGAUCCUGCUGGCCUGGAUGAUGAGGACGAUACCAGCAUUGGGAUGCCCAGCUUGAUGUACCGUUCCCCACCAGGAGCUGAGGAGCUCCAGAACCCUCCCGCCAGCCAGGACGAGGCUGUACUGCCGGAGCUCCUGCUUGGUGCCCUGCCUGCAGGAUCCAACCUCACCAGCAACCUUGCCAGCCUGGUCUCCCAGGGCAUGAUUCACCUGGCCCUGUCAGGGGCCUCCCAGCCAGGCCCUUCUGGCCCACCUCCCCGGAGAGCAACAAGAGGCUUCCUUCGGGCCCCUAGUUCAGACCUGGACACUGAUGCUGAGGGGGAUGACUUUGAACUUCUGGACCAGUCAGAGCUGAAUCAGCUGGACCCUGCCAGUUCCAGGAGCCACUGAGGCAGAGACUCCUUUUGGGGGUCACUGUGGUUUAGGUUUUUUUUCUCCCUAUCCCACUUAAGGUGAAGGGGCAAGGGAAGAACCCAGGUCCCAUCCACUGAAUUCUAUAUGUAUGCUUGGUGACCUGGCUGAAGCUCAGGCCUGCUGAGAGAGGAUACUCGCUCCCCGGCUACCAGCUGGACGCCCAUUUCUGAGCUCAAUCACUGCAGUGAGAGUGCUCCCCCAGGGGAGGCUUCUCCAUCAGAAUGGUACUUUUGGGGAACAAAGUAAUCAGGGGUAUUGGUUCCCCUUUGAGGGGGUGCUGCUGUUUGCUUCUAGGUAUGGGUGCUCGGGGGCCCUCAGUGAUAGAAGCCACCCUUUCCUUCCUUCCUCCCUUCAUCUCCUCCCUGGAGCUCCAAGUCAGGCAGCAGCUGGAAGAGUUACAUUGCCAUCCUCUUUUGCUAAGCCAUGAUUUGAUUUGUCUUUUUCUAAGCAAAUUUUUUGGUUCUGCAGAGCAGGCCUGCUCCCUCUGCCCUAGCCCAUCCUCAUUUCUUGAGGCUUAACCUCCAGUGCUCCAAAGUAGUGCUUGUGAAAUUUAGGAAAUGUGAACAUGAUGUGAGGGUCGGCCUCUUCAACAUUACCUUGGGCUGUGGGGUCAGCUGGCUGAGAGGGCGGGUGCCUCUAUAUCUCAUGGUCUCAUGGAAUCUUCUGAAGCUGCCUGGUUAUUUUUGGUGCUGCUAACCCCUGGCUCCAUUUGACCAUCAGCCUGAGCAACGAGCAAAGCAAUACCAUACCAUAUCCGUUUCCAUGUUCCCGUUC
This is a messenger RNA of Neofelis nebulosa (Clouded leopard), 2310 nucleotides long. It is a transcript of the gene RETREG3, whose product is annotated as reticulophagy regulator family member 3. Lineage: Eukaryota; Metazoa; Chordata; Mammalia; Carnivora; Felidae. Gene Ontology annotation, biological process: reticulophagy. The coding region runs from base 112 to 1512 and encodes 466 amino acids. The transcript is spliced from 9 exons. The record is from RefSeq and is a predicted model, not a curated record.